Molecule: messenger RNA, 804 nt
Organism: Fusarium fujikuroi IMI 58289
Lineage: Eukaryota; Fungi; Ascomycota; Sordariomycetes; Hypocreales; Nectriaceae
Exons: 1
Coding region: 1-804 (267 amino acids)
Source: RefSeq, a predicted model, not a curated record
AUGUCCCAGAGCGCGCUCGUGUCUCAGGGCGUCGGGGACCCUUUCCAACACCUCGCUUCCGAGAUACGAGAAAUGAUUGUAACCUAUCUUGAUUGCUACGAAAACUUAGACAGUCUGUGUCUAGCUUCACCUAUCAUGAGAAAGGAACGGCAGACAAGUACACUGCUGUUAACAUCGGAAUACUUGGAACGAAUCUUCGGCGGCACACAUGACGGCGCUUUCAUCGAGGCUCAUAUUUACUCGCUACUUUCCAAAUAUGGACUGUCCGAAGAGAACUUCGCGCUCUGGAAGAAGAGGAAGCUCCCCCAUCCGCUGUUUUCAAGCCGACAGGACAUCGUGUUCCGAAUGAACGCUCUAUACCACCGCCUGAUGGACUGUUUCAACUUUGGCCCUGAAAUUGUCCCGUGGUUUAUCAAAAAGUUACCUUACAGUGUAUUCGCUCACUACGCUGCGGCGGCGUUCGGGAGAAACGGAGAAAAAUUCCCGAUAUCACUGCAUGAUGCAACAAACGCUGAGAAGGGGCAGGUCUUUUUCUUCUUGAUUGCGGUAAAUAUGGCGGGAAACCCAUACAUAUACGAGCAUGAAGCUUCCCGUCGGCAAUACUGUGAGCAAGAUCUGGGAUUAAAGGGACAGGAUUUUGUCGUUUGCAAGCCCAACUUCCCCAUCUCGACUAAAGAAGGGGCAAAUGCGCGAAGUUUUAUGCAGGACGUUAUGGGCGAUGCCCACAGAGUGGAGGUUCAUGGAAGCAGAACUAAGUCUUUAAUUGAUCGACGUCGAUUUAGGAAUGACGGCAUUCUAAGUUGA